AUAUUCUUGUUAGACAGGUUUGGAAUAGUGGAUGGAAAGAAUAAAUUCCUCUAAUAUCAACUGGCCCAACCCGUAAAAUAGAUACGUAAUUUUUAUUUAGAAAAAGAAAAUAAGAAUUGUAUGUAUUUGGGCCAGUCCAUAAGGAAAUCAUUCUCUGAUUUGAUUCGAUCAUUAUCCCCAUUUAGCUGCGUCUAUCGAAACUCCGCCAAUCACAACCAACUGAAACGAAAGGGACUAAUUAUUCGUUUAUCCAAAGCCAUUUUCUUUUCCCUUUCAGAUUUUCUCGCCUGCCAAAGCAAAUCUAUCCUGGAAAUUUCCUACUUUAUUGUUCUGUAAAAAAAAGAAAAAAAAAAAAAUGUCAUUUCAUGACCUUUCUUUCUAGUAAUUCACGUUCUCUGCUGUAAAAUUUCCUCUAAAAUACUAACUCAAGAUGGCAUUUCUCAUACCCUCCCCUGAAAUUUCCACCGAGUCUGCAAAAAUUUUCUCUAACCCUAACCCCACCCCUAAAUUCCUCAAGAGCCUCAUAAUUUCAAGGAAUGAUGAUGAUAAAAUUUGGUCAAGGGCUAAGGUUAGGGUUGGUCUUAAAGAUAUUGGUGCUAGAGUUUCAGGUUUGAAUCAAAGCUUGAGGCUGUAUGGGCAAUUUUCAGCUCCAGUGAAGCAAGGAUCGAAGCCGAGCAAAGAGGAAGAGGAGAAGCAGAAUUAUUAUGUGAAUAUGGGUUACGCAAUUCGGACUUUGAGAGAGGAGUUUCCUGACCUCUUUUACAGGGAGCUUAGUUUUGAUAUUUACAGGGAUGAUAUUGUAUUUAAGAAUCCUCUCAAUACUUUCGUUGGAAUUGACAAUUACAAGUCAAUCUUUUGGGCACUGCGAUUCCAUGGGAGGAUGUUUUUCAAGGCUCUCUGGCUUGACAUUGUUGGUGUAUGGCAGCCAGUGGAGAAUGUCAUAAUGGUUCGCUGGACUGUCCAUGGCAUUCCACGAGUCCCAUGGGAGAGCCGUGGUCGAUUCGAUGGCACUUCAGAAUACAAACUUGACAAGAACGGUAAAAUCUUUGAGCACCGAGUUGACAAUAUCGCACUAAAUUCGCCCCCAAAAUUUCAUGUGCUAGCUGUGGAGGAUAUAAUUCGAUCCAUUGGUUGCCCCUCAACCCCAAGGCCUACUUACUUUGAGAUUUCAUCACUUCAUCUUCAUCUUCAUCUUCGUCUUCAACUUCAUCUUCAGAGAGAACAUAGUUCCACUUAGGCUUUUUCCAAAUUUUGGCAUAUAUUGUGUGUCAUGGUGGUGAGCAAGAUAUUGAGCUAUAGCUUGAAAUCGUUCUCAAUGCGCAAAACUUGGUUUAGAUCACAAAGCCAGCACUUGCAUCUGCUUGGCUUGAAUCUGAUAGGCAACAUUGGGAAUGAUGGUAUGUAUUCUCAUAUUAUGACCCCGAACAAUAUAUUAUAAGAAAUGUGUAAUCUUGUACAGUACAAAUUACAGCCUAAGUAAUUGUAGCAUGAUUGACUGUCUUCCUUGCUGAA
This is a messenger RNA of Durio zibethinus, 1512 nucleotides long. RefSeq lists its product as uncharacterized. The record is from RefSeq and is a predicted model, not a curated record. Lineage: Eukaryota; Viridiplantae; Streptophyta; Magnoliopsida; Malvales; Malvaceae.